AUGGAAAAAUCUCAAUCCAAGCAGAAAAGCAACACAAAGGUAGCUCAGCAUGAAGGUCAAGAGGAAGUGGACCCCACCUUCAAAACAAAGAAACACAGGGAUAUGGAGCUGAUGAAGCACAGAGUCCAGCCAGAGAGGGACUCUAAGAUAGUUCUGCUCAAACUUUUUCUUCCCUUUCCAGAAGUUUAUAUAAAGAAAGGAGAAGAGACUCUUUCUUCUAUACUGUCAUUGAAAAAGGAAAAUUUAUUCCAAAAUUUCACAAACCUACUACUCUUCCGAAAAUUGUACCCAAGAGGCUCAGAGAACUGGGUCAGGAAAAACUGGCAUCCAUGUGUACCAGAAGAAGGAGGACAUAUGAUUGAGAUCCAAGACUUAUUUGGCCCAAACAUAGGUACCCAGAAAAGGCCUCAAUUAGUCUUAAUAGAAGGGGCUCCUGGGACUGGGAAGUCAACACUAGCCAGGCAUGUGAGGAGAGCCUGGAAGAAAAGUCACCUCUACAGGGAUCGCUUCCAGCAUGUCUUCUUCUUCAGCUGCAGAGAGCUGGCCCAGUGCAAGCAGCUGAGUCUGGCUGAGCUCAUAGCACAAGGCCAGGAUGUGCCCACAGUUUCUAUCAGUCAGAUCCUGUCUCACCCCGAGAAGCUGCUCUUCAUCCUGGAUGGCAUAGAUGAGCCAGCAUGGGUUUUGGGGGAGCAGAAUCCUGAGGUCUGUCUGCACUGGAGUCAAAGACAGCCUGUGCACACACUGCUGGGGAGUUUGCUGUGGAAAUCCAUCCUUCCUGAGGCUUCCUUCUUGCUUACAGCUCGGACAACAGAUAUACAGAAUUUCCUUCCUUCUUUGGUGCAGUUAUAUCAGGUGGACGUCCUAGGAUUCACUGAGUUUGAACGGGAGAAUUACUUCUACAAAUAUUUUGCAAGAGAAAGUGAUGCAUUUAUUGCAUUUAGAUUGGUUAAAUCUAAUCCUGUGCUCUUGACCCUGUGUGAGGUUCCCUGGGUGUGCUGGCUGGUCUGCACUUGCCUGAAAAAGCAGAUGGAGCAAGGUGGGGUACUCUCACUGACAUCACAGACCACCACAGCCCUCUGCCUGAAAUACCUUUCCCUGACAAUCCCAGGUCAGCCCCUAAGGAUCCAGCUCAGAGCCCUCUGCUCACUGGCUGCUAAGGGGAUCUUGCAAAGAAGGACCCUGUUCAGUGAAAGUGACCUCUGUAACCAAGGGUUAGCAGAGGAUGCCAUUGCCACUUUCCUGGAGAUUGGUGUCCUUCAAAAGCAGCCCAGCUCUCUGAGCUACAGCUUUGCCCACUUGUGUCUCCAGGAGUUUUUUGCAGCGAUGUCCUAUGUCUUGGAGGACAGUGAGGAAAGACAUGAUGAUAUGGAAGAUUACAGAAUUGUGGGAAAAUUGGUAAAACGGUAUGGAAGACAAUACCUGUUUGAGGCACCCAUUGUGCACUUCCUAUUUGGUCUUUUUAGUAAAGAGGGAUUAAAAGAAAUGGAAAAGUUCUUUUCAUGCAGCCUUCCUGGGAAGAGAAAGUCGAUACUGCUAAGGGAAGUCAUAUGGAGGUCCGAACCCCAUCAACCACAUUGUCUGGGUUUGCUCCACUGUCUGUAUGAAAGUCAGGAAAUGUAUCUCCUGCGAGAGGUGAUGCAUGACUUUCAAGGAAAAAUAAUAGUGCCUGGCCCAAAUGACAUUGGACCCACAGUGGUCCAAACAAAUGUGAAGUACCUGGUGAUACAGACAGACAUGGAGCUCAUGGUGGUCACUUUCUGCAUUCAGUUCUGCUGUCAUGUGAGGAGUCUCCAGCUGAAUAUGGAAAAACAGCAAGGAUAUGCACUGAUGGCACCAAGGACGGUCCUGUGCAAGAGGACCCCAAUCGCUGAUACCAGUUGGAAGAUUUUCUUCUUCAAUCUUAAGUACUAUAGACACUUGGAGGAGCUGGACCUAAGUGGAAAUCCACUAAGCUACUCUGCUGUACACAGUCUUUAUGAGGCCCUGAAAUACUCUUGCUAUGAACUAAAGACCUUGUGGCUUGUUGACUGUGGCCUCACAUCCACACACUGCUCACUCCUGGCCUCAGUUCUCAUUGUCCACUCCAGCCUGACUGAGCUAGACCUGCGGCUGAAUGACCUGGGUGAUGAUGGUGUGAGGGUGCUCUGUGAGGAACUCAAUAAUCUUGUGUGCGACCUCAGAAUCCUGCGGCUGGACCAGGCCUCUCUCAGUGACCAGGUGAUUAAAGAACUCAAGACUCUGGAGGCAAAGAAUCCAAAGCUGCUCAUCUCCAGCACAUGGAAAUCACACGUGAUGGUCCCUACUAAGAACAUGGAUGAAAAAGAAGUGGGUGAUAACCCAACCUCAUUCAAGCAGGAACAACAACAGUCAGGAGACAAACCAAUGGAACCUCUGGGGACUGAGGACGACUUCUGGGGCCCUACAGGACCUGUGGCUACUGAGGUGGUUGACAGAGAGAGGAACAUGUACAAAGUUCAAUUGCCCAUGGCUGGUUCCUACCACUGUCCCAGCACAGGACUCCACUUUGUGGUGACAAGGGCAGUGACAAUUGAGAUUGAAUUCUGUGCCUGGAGCCAAUACCUGGACAAGACUCCCUGGCAGCAUAGUCACAUGGUGGCUGGACCUCUGUUUGACAUCAAGGCUGAGCAAGGAGCUGUGACUGCUGUGUACCUCCCUCAUUUUGUGUCCCUUCAAGAUGGAAAUGUGGACACCUCCUUGUUCCAUGUUGCCCACUUUCAAGAACAUGGAAUGGUCCUAGAAAGCCCAGCAAAGGUGGAACAGCAUUACGCAGUACUAGAAAGCCCAAGCUUCUCCCCAGUGGGAGUUCUACUGAGAUUGAUUCCUGCUGUUGGACAAUUCAUCCCCAUCACUUCCAUCACAUUGAUCUACUAUCACCUCUAUUUCAAGGACGUCACCUUUCAUCUUUAUCUGGUCCCCAAUGACUGCACUAUUCGGAAGGCCAUUGAUGAGGAAGAAAUGAAGUUUCAGUUUGUGCGCAUAAACAAGCCACCCCCAGUGGACGCUCUUUAUGUUGGUUCCCGCUAUAUUGUGUCUGGCACCAAAAAGUUGGAAAUUAUCCCAAAGGAACUGGAACUGUGUUACCGAAGCCCAGGGGAAUCCCAGCUCUUCUCUGAGAUCUGCGCUGGACACAUGGUUUCAGGGAUUAAGCUGCAAAUCCGAGACAAGAGGCAUAUGAAGCUCAUAUGGGAGGCCUUGCUGAAACCAGGAGACAUCAGACAUGUACUACCUAUGGUUUCUCCAGCCCCCAAAGAUGCUCCUUCCAUGCUACACUUUGUGGACCAACAUCGGGAGCAGCUGGUGGCCAGAGUGACAUCAGUGGACCCUCUACUGGACAGGCUGCAUAAUCUGGUGCUGAGUGAAGAUUCCUAUGAGGCAGUGCGGGCUGAGACCACAAAUCAAGACAAGAUGAGGAAGCUCUUCAGCUUCAGCCGAUCCUGGAGUCAAGCCUGCAAAGACCAAUUCUACCAAGCUCUGAAGGAGACCCACCCUCACCUGGUUAAGGAUCUCCUUGAGAAGUCCUUAGAGUCCUGA
Molecule: messenger RNA, 3552 nt
Organism: Arvicanthis niloticus (Nile rat)
Lineage: Eukaryota; Metazoa; Chordata; Mammalia; Rodentia; Muridae
Source: RefSeq, a predicted model, not a curated record